AUGGACAAGCUGCCCGACAUCCAGCAGCAGCUCUCGCGCAUAGCAGCCGACGUCGCCGAGCACUCGCAGCUCGACAGUGUUGCGCCCUCUCCUGCAGCAGAGAUGACCCCCGUCCUCAUCCACAUUGAGCAGCUUCUAGACGAGAUCCGCGCUUCCACUCGCGCAAUUGUCGCGAAAGCCUCACGACAGGGACGUCCCGAGCCGCGACCAACUAAACGACGACGGACCGACGAUUUCCGCGUAAAACUCGAGUCGGAGGAUGUGGUUGACUACGAGUCCGAGACCGAGACGGAGGAUGAAGCAGCUGCCGAUCAAACUGGAGAUGCAGAAGAAAUGGACGAAGGAGAAAAAGAAGAAGGAGAAGAAGAAGAAGGAGAAGAAGAAGAAGAACACGAUGAUGAUGACGAUACCGGUGAUGCUGGAGGCCUGGCCGGCUCUAAGUUGCAGGAGGGAAAAAGUGAGGAGCAUGGCGAUGAGUUUGAGGAAAAACCUCAUAAGCGGAUGCUGGACCCUGAGGCGGCUGCUGCGCUGGAGAAGCAGCUCAGGAAGAGCGUGAAGAGUUAUCUUGCUAUCACAAGAAAAGUUGCUGACGUAGACGAGAAGACGGAUUUAAAUCGAGCUGAACAAGUCAUGGCUAUCGUUGGUCGCUGGAGUGGUGCGUCAAUGAUCCAACUUUUGAAGCUCCUCAGAGGAGGCGGCGUUCCAAGUGUAGAAGUUGCCACUGAUUUUUGUGACGCUACAGUGCUGCUGCCGUCUACAAUCGCAGUCCAUCGUUCACAACAAGGUAUGAACCAGAAAUGGUUUUCCCUUACGAUGAAGAGGAUCCAGCAAAUUUCUGCCUUGGCGAAAGCCAAUUGUGAUAUUCCCAAGUGUUUGUCGGACGCGAAGUUGGAUGUCACGCGAGAGCGCCUUCAAGAGCACUCGACUAACACCAAAACAGAUUUUCUUCGCCAGAUGGAGGUGUACAUUGAACGAAUGAAGUCUCAAGACGGUGUGUUGGAGCCUGAUCGGGUUGAAAAGCGUGUGGGGAAGCUUGCAAGUUUGUUUCACCAUGACUUUAAGCUGUGCUCUAAGCGUAAGACGCCUCCGCGGACUGAGGAGAACUGGAGACGUUUUGCUCAAAUUGGUGAAGUACUGGCGGAAUGGAUCCUCGUGGGUGAGCGAGCAACAUCAGGACCGAACCUACCGGCGCAUUUAGAAAGCUUCGAGAGACAGUUACGCGGCUUUGCGAAAAAGAAUCCUGGUCGGGUUCCCGCUUCACUACUCCAGUAA
Molecule: messenger RNA, 1272 nt
Organism: Phytophthora sojae
Lineage: Eukaryota; Oomycota; Peronosporomycetes; Peronosporales; Peronosporaceae
Exons: 1
Coding region: 1-1272 (423 amino acids)
Source: RefSeq, a predicted model, not a curated record